GUGGUGUUUAUGGGUUCUCAAAAAUACCCUGAAUCCACGGACUUCGAUACCUUUUUGAAGGCCCAUACGGGCAGUACAAACGCCCACACAGAUUAUGAAAAGACCCAUUUCCAUUUUGAAAUCCACAGCAAAUAUCUCUGUCAAGCCUUGGAUAGGCAAUUCUUCAUUAGUCCACUGAUGGAAAGAAAGAAUAUGCUGGCGGAAGCCACUGUGGUUGAUCGUGAAUGGGGCAUGAGUUUACAGAAGGAGAGGGCGAGGUUCGAACAACUGCUCCUCACAAGCAUGGCCCGACCCGAUCACCCAGUCAGCAAGUUUAUGUGGGGAAACUUUCAAACUUUGGUGGAGAUACCGGCGCGGGACAAGAUGGACGUGUACCAGGCCCUGCAGGAUUUCAGAAAGAAACACUACGUCGCCCAGAACAUGACGCUGGCCGUCUACACGGAUCAAAACCCGGCGGAAGUGGAGGAAUGCAUCCGAGCGAUAUUUCAGCGAGUACCGUGCAGGUGUCGUCAUCAUUUCGUUAUUCGUGACGUCAUCGAUCCAUUUGAUACUCCAGAGUUUAGAAAGAUCUAUAGAAUUAUUCCGGUUUUAUCAACUAAAGAACUGGAGAUCACCUGGUCCCUACCAAGCAUGUUGAAGCAUUAUAGGUGCAAACCGCUAUACUAUCUGGAGAACAAUAUCGGCGAUCAAGGCGAUGGAAGCAUUUUUUCAACCUUACGUAGGAGACGUUGGGUAGUGAACAUGCUAUGUGGUAACAACGGUAGCAGCCAGGAUCUGAACUCCUGCUACUCAAUCUUUCGAAUCCUCUUCUUCCUCACCAGCGAGGGCCUCGAAAAUGUUCAAAAUAUCAUAACGGUAGUCUUCCAAUAUUUGAAAUUGUUGUGGAGAACUCCAGCGAGACUGGAGGCAUGGGCCGAAAUGUACCAAAAUGAUUUGAAUGAGUUUAAGUACAACGAGAAGGUUAUUUGGUUUAGUGGUUGA
Messenger RNA from Helobdella robusta, 981 nucleotides. RefSeq lists its product as hypothetical. The record is from RefSeq and is a predicted model, not a curated record. The annotation marks the transcript as partial. The transcript has 11 exons. NCBI's taxonomy places the organism in Eukaryota, Metazoa, Annelida, Clitellata, Rhynchobdellida, Glossiphoniidae. Gene Ontology annotation, molecular function: metal ion binding.